AUGUCGCUCGCUUCAGAGGCAAGAGCAGCCACUCUCUGUGCAGAACGUAAAAACUCCACCCCUCAUGUGCCUGCGGUAGCCUCGUCCUCCAUGCUUUCCUUAGACUCUCAAGUUCAUCAGCAAUUGCAGCAACCACAAGUUGCUGCGGAAAGAUCAGAAACCCAUGUUAGCUAUCAAAGGGAUGCUUCUUUGACCUCCUCGGAUACCUUACACACUUCAUCAUCAUCCUCAUCAUUCAACUCUCCAUUCAAAAUUGUCGUAGGCAAAGUCCUUAAUAUUUACCUCGAGCUGAAAACGAAUGAAAUCAUGUAUGAGGCAGUGCAGAAAAUACUAUAUACAUUUAUCUUUUUGUAUUACAUGUAUUUGAAUUUAAUUGUACCCAUCCUUUGUUCCUUCUCUUCCUACGACCGUAAUAUGUUUAUCAACAAUAAGAAUACAUCUCCCUUCGGAUUAUACGGAGAUUUUAUCAUGCGUAUUCUAAGUUAUGGAAUUACCUUUUCAUUGGACGCCAUCAAUUCCUUGGAGAUUUAUGUGGCCCUUUGCUGUGUGGCCACUGCCGUUAUUGCUCUAUAUCUCAUCACCUUAGCCAUUCAAUACAAGAGCACCAAGGGAAACUUCCAUCACAAAAUUCAAACACUGAACAUGUUUUUCGGUGUAGUGAUUUUACUGAUUGCCCCAGUAUCCAUCUUCCUUAUGACUACUUUUGUGGAUUCCAAUCCGAGAGAACUCUUGUACUCGGAGAAGUAUGGCGUUCAACCUUCUCUCACCCGACUGCCCUUAAUGACCUAUCUCGGUGAACAGACCUUGCCAUUCUUUAUACUCUCUUUUUUUAGUAUGAUCUUUGUGUUGUGUGGAUGGUUUGUGGCUACCAUGUUCAUGCCAUUGAAUAACCCCAAGUCACGUCUUCUCUUUGUCAACUCCGAUAAUUUGAUCAUUGCCAUUCCAUUUGUUUCUAUUGGUUUGGAAGUGAUGAUCAAAUUUCUCAUACCUCCCACGUUGUUGUAUGUUCGAGCAGUCGUGCAGUUGAUGGGAGCACUGUUUCAACUGAUUCUCUUUUUCAUACACAUGCCUUUCUUUAGACGAUGGGAAAACUCACUCUUUGUGUCCGCAUUGAGUGGGAGAGUUUCAUCAAGUAUAGGUAUGCUGAUCAGUGGAGCUGUUUUUAAUUCCUUAUCGUCGACAUCCUCCAUAAGCACUGAAUUAGGUCUGGGAAUGAUGGCUUUAACCCUUGGACUAUGUCUUUUUGGAAGUAUAACAGGAGGUGUUGUGUGUGAAACUUAUGCUCGAAGUUUGUGCAAUUCAUUACAAAGGAAAUUACUAACCGUGGAAGCACAAAAUGAAAACGAGAACGUCAAUAUCUAUGCCCUUGAAGGUGAAAACAACCGACGAUUGAGCCUAUUUCUUCGAUUCUCCUUGUUUCGAUCUGAAGAGUACCUCAAUUUGGCUUGCUCUUUUGUUAAAAGCGCAUUUCAUCAGAGGUUAUUGAAAGACUGCAACGUUUUCAUCGCCGCAAGCUAUGUGGUGACCUAUACAGAAAACACAGAAAAUAAUAAUUGUGUCAUUGCUAAUGCAUUACUCAAAAAGGCGCAAAGUUUGUGCGACAAUGUAUGGGUUCUUACGAGGAUUCAAGAGCAAUUAAGGGACGUUGAACUGGAAAAUUCUUCAACAUCAGCAAGCGGUAGACAUGGUAUUGAGUUGAAAACUAUUAUAACGAAGCUGGAAAAUAAGCAAGAGGAUCUUUUGACUGCUCAAAAAACAUUUUGGAAAGAAUUUCUUUCUGAAACCCCAAAUGCUGACAAAAUCGAAUUGAUUAAUAGAAGAGUCAAUGAGCUAGCUCAAUACUGUGACAAAAUGUACCGCCAUUUAAUGUCAAAUUUCAGGCACAACAAACGAGUAUUGCGUCUUUAUGCAAGCUACAUUGAACAAUUCAAAUUUGACAAGGAGUAUGCAAACUUUUUGUACGACGAGGCAAAUCAACUCGAAGAAGAAGAAUCCAAGUCGAAGCAUUUCCCAAAGGUCCCAAAAAACAAAGUCAUACCCAUGAUUACGGUAAAAGCAUUAAGCACUUCCAGCAUUAAUACAAUACCAGUGGUUAUCCAAAGCAAUGAGAAUGAUAUUCUCGAAAAAGAAACCUUUGAAGGUAUUGAAAACCAACAAGUGGAUAAGAAACAAGUGUUUUUUAGAAGCACCUUAAGUGUUCCAUACCGUUCAACAUUUAGAAACGCCUCCUUUAUCUCUGUAUCAAGCAUUUCAAUGGCCAUACUUGUCGUUUCUCUUGCCUUAUGUUUGAGUUUAGGUCGAGUAGAAUUUGACAUUCCUCUUGCUCUUGAAAGUUGCUUACCUGGUGUGGCUCCAUCAUCUCUCAUCAGAGAAGUGAGAAUGAGACAAAUUAUGAUCGAGCUUUUCAAAAAUCAAAAAAGAAAUUUACCUCAAAAUAAUUUAACAGCCGAAGGUGUUCAAGUUCUCAAAUAUCAACAAUCUUACAUGCAGAGAUUUAAGAAUUGUAGGGAUUAUUUGGAACAACUGAUCACAAAUUCAGUGUCCAAUAAGUACAAUACCAAAAUAUAUACAGAUUACACAGUUCCAGAAAAUUUACUCAACAUUCCAGUGGCUACUGAAGGGACUGUUAUUGAAUAUACAAACAGUUUCAAACAAAACAAUUCACUGAGCGAAAUUACUCAGGAGCUUAUUCACUUUACUGAUCUAUUCCUAAGUUGGAGAGAUGAAGAUUUUAACAAAACUACAACUUCCUAUCCAUUCAUGUAUCUAUAUCUCAACCGACGAACAGCUGCCGACGCUUACGCAUUAUUUUGUUCCAAGUUCCAAACUGCUCGUGAGAGAAAAUCAAAAUAUUGA
Naegleria fowleri is the source of this 2856-nucleotide messenger RNA. RefSeq lists its product as uncharacterized. NCBI's taxonomy places the organism in Eukaryota, Heterolobosea, Eutetramitea, Acrasida, Naegleriidae. The record is from RefSeq and is a predicted model, not a curated record. The transcript has a single exon. The coding region runs from base 1 to 2856 and encodes 951 amino acids.